AUGCGAUACAAGACUGUAGAAGAAGCGAAGUCGCGUUACCGCUUCGGUCCUUUCAGCUGGCAAGCCGGAAUCCUGUUCUUGUCGGCCGGUGUCGGUAUGGGCCUCUACUUCCGCUACGAGAAGGAGCGCAUGGCCCGCAAGCGCAUCGCCGAACACAGCAAGGGUGUCGGUCGUCCGCUGGUCGGUGGUCCCUUCCAGUUGAUCGACCAAGACCGCAAGCCUUUCACCGAGCAAAAUCUCAAGGGGAAAUACUCUCUGGUUUACUUUGGAUUCACACACUGCCCGGAUAUCUGCCCCGAAGAGUUGGACAAGAUGGCCGGCAUGAUUGACAAUGUCAAGGAGAAGCACGGGGAUGUUAUGAGACCUGUCUUUAUCACAUGCGACCCUGCAAGAGAUACCCCCGAGGUCACAAAGGAGUACUUGAAGGAGUUCCAUGACGAUCUGAUUGGUUUGACUGGAGAGUACGAACAAGUCAAGGCUACCUGCAAGGCUUUCCGUGUCUAUUUCUCGACACCGCAGAAUGUCCUGCCUGGUCAGGAUUACCUCGUAGACCACAGCAUUUACUUCUACCUCAUGGACCCCGAGGGUGACUUUGUCGAGGCCAUUGGCAGAAAUUUCACCGUCGAGCAAGCAUCAAGAGUCAUCAACGACCACGUUGCCGACUGGAAGGGCAAGAUUGACAAGUCUGCCUAG
This is a messenger RNA of Aureobasidium pullulans EXF-150, 693 nucleotides long. Its product is annotated as SCO1 protein. The transcript is spliced from 2 exons. Bases 1 to 693 code for a protein of 230 amino acids. Gene Ontology annotation, biological process: mitochondrial respiratory chain complex IV assembly; intracellular copper ion homeostasis. Gene Ontology annotation, molecular function: copper chaperone activity; copper ion binding. Gene Ontology annotation, cellular component: mitochondrial inner membrane. The record is from RefSeq and is a predicted model, not a curated record. NCBI's taxonomy places the organism in Eukaryota, Fungi, Ascomycota, Dothideomycetes, Dothideales, Saccotheciaceae.